GACCAGUAUAGAAAAUAUGAGACGGAUUUCCCGGUUCUGUAGAAUACAGAACUGGCUCCUGUCCUGUGAACGUAUAGUGCCAGCAUGGCCGCAAAAUACGAGACGUACUACUGCAUCCUGUCCUUGUGAGACACCGCUCUGCUGUUACGGUGUAUUGCCAAUUUGUUACAUGUUACAAGUUACGAGUUACGCCGUCUCUCCCCAACUCCACAGCCUCGCUCUUGCGGCGUCAGCAUACCUAGGUAGUCUGCUGGGCGUACCCUAGGUACAUCAUGAUACAUGACCCGGUGCCCGGUCUAUACGUUCUGUCGAGGUACCUUG
This is a messenger RNA of Amorphotheca resinae ATCC 22711, 321 nucleotides long. RefSeq lists its product as hypothetical. Bases 17 to 265 code for a protein of 82 amino acids. The record is from RefSeq and is a predicted model, not a curated record. Lineage: Eukaryota; Fungi; Ascomycota; Leotiomycetes; Helotiales; Amorphothecaceae. The transcript is spliced from 2 exons.